Molecule: messenger RNA, 6747 nt
Organism: Nerophis ophidion (straightnose pipefish)
Lineage: Eukaryota; Metazoa; Chordata; Actinopteri; Syngnathiformes; Syngnathidae
Gene: cldn5a
Product: claudin 5a
Exons: 1
Coding region: 142-789 (215 amino acids)
Biological process (GO): bicellular tight junction assembly; cell adhesion
Cellular component (GO): bicellular tight junction; plasma membrane
Molecular function (GO): structural molecule activity
Source: RefSeq, a predicted model, not a curated record
ACUGCGAGUCCAGUUGUUUCCACACUUGCACAAAGGAGCCGAGGAGAUGAGCGCAUAAAAAAGACGACCAAGUCAGUUUGAGGAGAGCGAGUUUUGGACAAUAACUUUGAGGACUAUCCCCUGAUAUCACGACCAGCGAAGAUGGUAUCGGCCGGGCUGGAGAUCCUGGGACUGUCGUUUUGCGUCAUCGGCUCGCUGCUGGUGAUGGUGGCGUGCGGGCUGCCCAUGUGGAAGGUGACCGCCUUCAUCGAGGCCAACAUCGUGGUGGCUCAGACCAUCUGGGACGGCCUGUGGAUGACGUGCGUGGUGCAGAGCACGGGCCAGAUGCAGUGCAAGGUGCACGACUCGGUGCUCUCCCUCAGCCACGACCUGCAGGCGGCGCGGGCGCUCUGCAUCAUCUCCUCCAUGAUGGGCGUGCUGGGGCUCAUGGUGGUGAUCGCCGGGGCGCAGUGCACCAACUGCAUCCGGAACGAGUACGUGAAGGCGCGGGUGGUGAACGCCGGAGGGGUGAUCUACAUCGUCAGCGGCCUCUCCGUGCUGGUGCCCCUCUGCUGGAUGGCCAACAGCAUCAUCUCGGACUUCUACAACCCGCAGGUGCCCGCCUCCAAGAAGAGGGAGAUCGGGGCCGCGCUCUACAUCGGCUGGGCGGCCACCGCGCUGCUGCUGAUCGGCGGCACCAUGCUGUGCUGCUCCUGCCCGUCCGGCGGGAACUCCGGGUACUCGGUCAAAUACGCACCGACCAAGCGAGCCACGCCGAACGGGGAGUAUGAUAAACGGAAUUAUGUCUGAGCCUUUUCCCCCCCUCCACUUCUAACCCCAACACACAAACUUUUUUUCUUCUCCUUCAAUAUUGGACAUUUUGUAUCUUCGGGACAUUUUUUUUUUGUUUUUUUUUUUUGGGACACAUCACUGACAACAAAAAAGGAGUAUCUUUGUUAGGUACACGCUUUUUGUAAGUUGAAAUAAUUUUUAUGAUCAGUUUUUAAAGGACCUUUCACUUUUGACUUUCUGUACAGCAGUGUUUUUUUUUACGGAGCCCCUAAAGCAGGGGUGUCCAAACUUUUUCCACUGAGGGGCCUCACACUGAAAAAUCAAAGCAAGCGGAAGGAGGGGCCAUUUUGAUAUUUUUUAUUUUUAAAACAAAUACAAUAUAUGUAUAAAAAAUAUAUGUUUAGGCCUCCACUCAGGCUUGAUCCCAGGGUUUUGGUCCAAAAAAUAUAAAAAAUUUGUCAUUUUUCAGUAUUUUUAUUUUUAUUAUUAUUCAAGUUUUAAAUCUCCAGAUCAGCGGUGUCCAAACUUUUUCCACUGAGGGGCCUCACACUGCAAAAUCAAAGCAAGCGGGGGAGGAGGGGCCAUUUUGAUAUUUUUUAUUUUUAAAACAAAUACAAUAUAUGUAUAAAAAAUAUAUGUUUAGGCCUCCACUCAGGCUUGAUCCCAGGGACCCUAAGGGAUUUUGGGCCCAAAAAAUAUAAAAAAAUGUGUAAUUUUUCAGUAUUAUUAUUUGUAUUAUUAUUCAAGUUUUAAAUCUCCAGAUCAGGGGUGUCCAAACUUUUUCCACUGAGGGGCCGCACACUGAAAAAUCAAAACAGGCCGGGGAGGAGGGGUCAUUUUGAUAUUUUUUAUUUUUAAAACAAAUACAAUAUAUUUAUAAAAAAUAUAUGUUUAGGCCUCCACUCAGGCUUGAUCCCGGGGACCCUAAGGGGUUUUGGUCCAAAAAAUAUAAAAAAUGUGUCAUUUUUCAAUAUUAUUAUUUGUAUUAUUAUUCAAAUUUUAAAUCUCCAGAUCAGCGGUGUCCAAACUUAUUCCACUGAGGGGCCGCACACUGAAAAAUCAAAACAAGCGGGGGAGGAGGGGCCAUUUUCACAUUUUUUUAUUUUUAAAACAAAUACAAUAUACCAUAUUUCCUUGAAUUGCCGCAGGGCAUAUAGUAUGCGCCUGCCUUGAAUUACUGCCGGGUCAAACUCGCUUCCCAAAAUAAUUAGCGUAUGCUUAGUAUUACCGCCUGGUCAAACUCGUGAUUUCACGAGUGACACUUCCCCUGUCAUCAUUUUCAAAAUGGAGGAGGCUGAUUUCAAUACCGGUAAUUUGAAAUCGCAUAAAGGGAAGAAGAUUAAGAGCUAUUCAGUAGGAUUUAAGGUCCAAGCUUACAUCACACUCAAAUUUUUACUGCAUACCUUUGGUAAGUGCCGGAGUGAGAAGAGGUUUUAAAAUAAUUAGCGCAUGCUUACUGUUACCGCAUGCCUUUGGUAAGCGCAGGAGUGAGAAGAGGUUUUAAAUUAAUUAGCGCCCCGGCGGCAAUUCAAGGAAAUACGGUAUGUAUAAAAAACAUAUGUUUAGGCCUCCACUCAGGCUUGAUCCCGGGAACCCCAAGGGGUUUUGGUCCAAAAAAUAUUAAACAUGUGUCAUUUUUCAGUAUUAUUAUUAUUAUUUUUAUUAUUAUUCAAGUUUUAAAUCUCCAGAUCAGCGGUGUCCAAACUUUUUCCACUGAGGGGCCGCAAACUGAAAAAUCUAAGCAAGCGGGGGAGGAGGGGACAUUUUGAUAUUUUUAUUUAAAAACCAAUUCAAUAUAUGUAUAAAAAUAUACAUUUAGGCCUCCACUCAGGCUUAAUCCGAUCCCGGGGACCCCAAGGGGUUUUGGUCCAAAAUACAUUUUAAAAAUUGUCAUUAUUCAGUAUUAUUAUUACUCAAGUUUUAAAUCUCUAGAUCAGGGGUGUCCAAAAUUUUUCCACUUUGGGGCCGCACACUGAAAAAUCAAAGCAAGCGGGAGACGAGGGGCCAUUGUGAUAUUUUUUAUUUUAAAAACCAAUUCAAUAUAUGUAAAAAAAAAAAAAUACAUUUACUCAGGCUUGAUCCCAGCGACCCCAAGGGGUUUUGGUACAAAAAAUAUUUAAAAGAAUUGUAAUUAUUCAGUAUUAUUAUUCCUCAAGUUUUAAAUCUCUGGAUCAGGGGUUUCCAAACGUUUUCCACUGAGCGGCCGCGCACUGAAAAAUCAAAGCAAGCGCGGGGGCUAUUUUGAUAUUUUUCAUUUUGAAGACCAAUACAAUAUAUGUAUAAAAAAUAUACAUUAAGUACUCCUAAGGCUUGAUCCCGGGGAUCGCAAGGGGUUUUGGUCAAGAAAAUAUUAAAAAUGUGUCAUUAUUCUCAUUAUUCAGUAUUAUUAUUUUUAUUAAUAUUCAAGUUUUAAAUCUCUAGAUCAACUUAGGUCUAUCUGUCAAUAUAACGUUUUUAAAGAUUUAGGUCUAUGCUCUUUUUGUCAAAGAAAACCCUGUUUUUAAUGAAACCCCCCCCCCCACACACACACACACAAAAUAUGCAAUAUUUUCACCAAAAACAAUUUUUAAGUGGAAUAUUUGAGAUUGUUUAUUAAUUGGAGCCUCAAAAAAGGUCAAUAACUCAUAACAUCAUUGAUUUUAAUUCAUUAUUAUUUUUUGAGCAAAACAUCCAUCCAUCCUUUUUCUACCGCUUGUCCCAUUCAGGGUCGCUGGAGCCUAUUUCAACUACAUUCGGGCCGAAGGCGGAGUCAUUUAAAAACAAAUCACACUAAAAUUAUUGGGAUCCAAAAGGUUCCUACUCAUUUAAGUGUUAAAAAAUAAAUCAUAAAUGUUUUUACUGUUUACUUUUAACACAAUAAUAUUGAGAUCAACUUCAGAUCUAUCUGUCAAUUACAAGUUUUAUUUUUGUUUAUGAUUUUUGUUUGUUUGUUUUAGGCCCUUCUUUAGAAAAACAGCUUAGUUUUUUAUAUGUCAAAACACAAAAUAUGCAACAUUUUCCCCAAAAAAUUUCUCCAAGUGGAAUAUUUAAUGGGACGUAAUUGGAGCCUAGACUAGGUCAAUAAUUCAUAAUGACAUUGAUUUUGAUUCAUUAUUAUUUUUUAACCUCUAAAAGCUUAUUGCGUUAUUAGAGUAAACGUUGUGUUAUGCAAGUAAACAUUCCAACAUUUUCUUGUUACAUUUCACCUGUAUGCUUUUUUAUACCACUUGUUUUAUUUUUUAUCGUAUUUUUGGAAUGUGCCGUGGAGCCGUUAAAAAAUUAUUUGCGGUUCGCAAAUGGCCCACGGGCUGCACUUUGGACACCCCUGCACUACAGGGACAUGGAUGGUUUGUGAGCUCUUGCAAUACUUUUUGCGAAAUUUCGCUAAAAGUUUUUUUCCUAUGUCAGUGAACCGGAAGUAAAACCGCCACCGUACCCAUUCUGACGAGAAAGCCCCUUCGCCCUGACUAUUCUUUUCAGAUGUCUCUCACUUAUGUCAAAGACAUGUCUACGUGCAAGAACAGAUUUGAUUUCUUCAUAUAUUAGGCCAAUACGAAAAUAGAAAUCAAUAAACUUCUCCCAUGAAUGAUGGGUAGGCUCCUCCAUCGCUGUGUCUGUUUUACUUGCGGUUCACUGACAUAGGAAAAACAACUUUUGCGAAAUUUCCCGGGUCUCGCAAAACAUUAUUGUCCCUCCAUGUCCCUUUAGGGCCUCCGUAGUUUGUCAACCUUUUUUGGGCCAAGGCACAUUUUUUUUCAUUGAAAAAAUCCUCAGGCACAUCACUAGCAGAAAUCAUUAAAAAACGAAACUCAGUAACCAAUAUUGACACAAAAAAAAGUGGUAACAGUCUAGUAUGGGGAAAAUAUUCACCAUUAAUUAGUUGCUUAUUAACAUGCAAAUUAGUAAAAUAUUGGAUCUUAAUUAGUCAUAAGUACUUAUUAAUGACUUAUUCUGCAUGGCCUUAUUAUACAACCAGUAAGCCAUUAACUAAGAGUCUUCCCUCAAUAACCUCAGAAUUAUUGCUUAUUAUUGGUGGGAAUUGGGGGUUAAAUCACCAAAAAUUAUUCGCAGGCGCAGCCACCGCUGCUGCUGACUGCUUCCCUCACCUCCCAGGGGGUGACAACAGGUGAUGGGUCAAAUGCAGAGAACAAUUUCGCCACACCUCGUGAGUGUGUGUGACAAUCAUUGGUACUUUAACUUUAACUUAACUUUUAGUCACCCUCACCCUUAUAUGUUCCCCUAGUGUCCAAAUAACUCUAAAUCAGGUCAUUGUUACUUAGAAUAUGUAAAGUCCAAAUAACUCUAAACUCACUUUGUUACUUAGAAUAUGUUCCACACACUAAAGUCCGAAUAACUCUAAAUUAAGUCUUUGUUACUUAGAAUAUGUUCCCCAUAUCAAAGUUACCAAAAAAGUUGUUCUCGCAAUUGUUGGAGUUGAAUUUAAACCAUAACAAAGCAACACUGUAAACCCGAAAGCUCCAAGUAAUUAAUUAGAAUAAGUAGUGCAAACUUUAAAAAAUUGUUAAAUGUUGUAUUUACUUAAAAAUAUUGAGUGUCAGUAACAUUUUCCUUCUUUUUAAGUUUAUGAAACUUGUUAUUUUAACUUUCAUUAACUUAAAACUCAGUGGAUUAAACACAAAGUCGUCUUAGUUUGAAAGAACAAAUCAUUAAAUUGAAUCAAGAAUAAAUUAAGAAUGAAUCAAUCACAUUAUAGAUUUGUAUUGUGUGUGUAUGUAUGUAUAAAUUAUUACAUGCACGCACACACAACCACAAGAGGAAGUGCUUUUAUUUUGUAGCAUUUGCAGCAGACACAAGGAGGAACAUUUUUGAAUUGGCUUAAUCAAUUAUAAUUCAAAAGUACAUUUAACAUAAACUCCAAAUAUUUACGAUCUGAUAAACUCAAAUAUUGGAUUGCCUCACUUUUGUACAUCACUAUAGCUCUUGUCUCAAAAUAGGUGGACUGUCACGACCUGUCACAUCACGAUGUGACUUAUUUGGAGUUGUUUUUUUUGGGUGUUUUCCAGUGUGUAGUGUUUUUGUCCUUGUCUUGCAUUCCUAUUUUGGUGUUUUUUUUCCUGUUUUGGUGGUAUAUUCUUUUUGCAGUUUCAUAUUUUCCUUGAGCGCUAUUCUCCACACCUGCAUUGUUUUCGCAAUGAAGACUAUUUAAGUUGUGCGGACGCCAUCCUUCUUUGGGGGAACAUUGUUGAUUGUCAUGUCAUGUUCAGAUGUACUUUGUGGACGCUGUCUGCUCCACACGCUGUAAGUCUUUGCCGUCGUCCAGCAUUCUGUUUUUGUUUACUUCGCAGGCAGUUCAGUUUUAGUGCCUAAGCUUCAAUGACUUUUCCUAGCAGCACUCGCCUUUUGUUUAUUUUUGGUUUAAGCGUAAAAUACCUUUUUACCUGCACCCUGCCUCCCACAACAAACAUCUACAAAACAAUUAGCUACCUGCUGCCACCUACUGAUAUGGAAAAGUAUUACAUGGUUACAGUGCCGAGCUCUCGACAGCUCUCUCAAUGGCAGAUUUGCGGAUUAUAAUUACUGGUUUGCAAAAAAAUAUUUUUUAACCCAAUUAGGUGAAAUGACAUAAUCUCCCACUGCACACCGGAUUGUAUCCCGCGGCAACAUAGUGGUUGAAAAACACUGCUGUACAGUACUGUUGCUUUGCCUCCCACGAAAAGAUUGCACUCCUCCAUAACGGUAACGGGGACAUACACACCUGUCUAUAGUACACUUUUGUAUAUUUUCAUGUGCUGGAAUUACAACGGCAUUCCAUGUCUAAUUCCGGACCCAACCGGGAUGUUUAUGCUCAUUACUGCGAGCACCUGCUGGCUACAAGAUGGCGACAGGAAGUCUUGUUUCAUUUGGUUCAGUUCCUGGAAUUGUUUUCUUGUCUUUUUGUUUAAUGUAGUGACUCAACUUUCAUGUAUAAAAAGAUGCAAUAUUGUUUCCUUUUUUUUAAUUAUUAUUAUUGAGAUUAAACACACUAUAUUGUCUGGA